GGACUGAUGAUGAUGAUGAUGAUGAUGAUGAUGAUGAUGAUGAUGAUGAUGAUGAUGAUGAUGAUGAUGAUGAUGAUGAUGAUGAUGAUGAUGAUGAUGAUGAUGAUGAUGAUGAUGAUGAUGAUGAUGAUGAUGAUGAUGAUGAUGAUGAUGAUGAUGAUGAUGAUGAUGAUGAUGAUGAUGAUGAUGAUGAUGAUGAUGAUGAUGAUGAUGU
Molecule: messenger RNA, 214 nt
Organism: Trichobilharzia szidati
Lineage: Eukaryota; Metazoa; Platyhelminthes; Trematoda; Strigeidida; Schistosomatidae
Source: the annotation of a GenBank genome assembly